Molecule: messenger RNA, 4818 nt
Organism: Oreochromis aureus
Lineage: Eukaryota; Metazoa; Chordata; Actinopteri; Cichliformes; Cichlidae
Product: mpv17-like protein
Exons: 4
Coding region: 26-649 (207 amino acids)
Cellular component (GO): membrane; cytoplasm
Source: RefSeq, a predicted model, not a curated record
UGCGUCCCCAUCGGUGCCAAAGACGAUGAGGAGAGCUGUACUCAAAGAAGCCGCCAAGCGAUUCCCCUGGCUGGCUAAUGUCACCUUGUACGGAUGCUUAUUCGCCGGCGGUGACCUAGUCCACCAACUCAUCGCUCAGAAGGAGCACAUAGACUGGAAACACACUCGCAAUGUCGCCAUCGUGGCAAUCAGCUUCCAGGGAAACUUUAACUACUUCUGGCUACGCGCCCUGGAGAGGCGCUUCCCUGGAAAGUCCGCCGGGAUGGUUUUCCGCAAACUGCUGCUGGACCAAAGCUUCGCGUCGCCUUUGGCCACCAGUGUCUUCUACACCGGGGUGAGCUUCUUGGAGGGAAAGGAGGACGUCUUUGAGGACUGGAGGGAGAAGUUCUUCAACACCUGGAAGACUGGACUCAUGUACUGGCCAUUCAUGCAGUUCCUCAACUUCGUCCUGAUGCCGUUGUACAUGCGGACUGCCUUCAUGGGCUGCUGCGCCUUCCUCUGGGCCACCUUCCUGUGCUUCUCACGGCAGAACGGCGAUGGCACGGCCGGCGUGGCUUUUGCGUUCGUCAUGGAUCCACGUAAAACUCUGGAGGAGAUGCGUGAGGCCCGGCUGGCCCGGAAGAAGCAAAAGACCCAACGGGAAAACUAAAGUGAGGAGGAAGGAGUGGAAGAGGACGCCGCUUCAGUCAUUCAGGUUGUUGAGCCGUGGAAGAAAGACAGAGAGCCCGUUUCCUCCACUUAAACCAGCACGAUGAGAGCUGAGGAGCGAAUGAAAGCAAAAUCACUGAAUACUCUCACUGUCUGUCACAUACGCACACAAAGGUUUGACUGAUGUGGAUUUUGAAGGCCAGCUUUUAAAUUAAGGGCAUUGAUUGACAGGCAGGAGUCUGUCAAGGAAGUUUAUGAGUCCAGUGUGUUUUAUUGAUUCUUUUUUAUGGCAAUGAACAUUUUUAGGAAGCGACCUGACUUUAUUAAAUUUAUGAAGUUGUUUGCAUACCAAUUUAAAGGCUCUCACAGCUACAGGAGAAUCUUCUAAAGCUACAUAAAAAAUGCAGUACUCCAGCUGGUACCCAGAACCUUUUAGUCAGUGUUGGUUAGAUUAAUCUGUUAACAUCCACAAGGGUCAGCCUCAGGGUUCAGUUAACAUCCGUCCUGUUUUCAUGCAUUUUUAAUCCGUUUGAAGCAACCAAAGGUAAAGGUCCUGCAGUUCUGCUCACUUUUCUUCAAACCCUUUCCCUUAUUAUGCAUCUUUAUUUAAAGCAAAGGUAAAUCAUACGAUUUAACUGUGCAAAAGGCACAUAAGGCUUGUCCUUCAUUUCUCGUUGCAAAGGUUCAUUCGGCAUGAAAACUUGUUAUUAUAUUUACUUUGAGUACAGUGUGAGUCAAGGUCAAGGUCAUUAAACUGGUUCCUGCUCAGGGAAGCAUGAAGGCUCAUUUAAAAUCAUUAGAUCAGGUUUUUUAAUGUGUAGCUGAGACUUUUGGGGGCUAAAUGAGGCUGCUGGUUGUCACCAUUCAACCCCAGGGAGCUUAGAAAUACACCAAGAAGCUGUUGAGAUGCACUAUAUUGCCAAAAGUAUUUGCUCUUCUUCCUUCAAACGCAUAUAAACUUGAGUAAAAUCCGUAGGGUUUAAUAUGAUGUCAGGCCACCCUUUGGAGCUAUAACAGCUUCAACCCUUCUGGGAAGGCUUCCCACAAGGUUUAGGAGUGUUUCUGGGUAUUUUUGACCAUUCAUCCACAAGCACAUUUGUGAGGUCAGACGCUGAUGUUGGAUGAGAAGCCCUGGCUCACAGACUCACUCAUUCAUGUCUUUAUGGACCUUGCUUUGUGCACUGGUGUGCAGUCAUGUUGGAACAAGAAGGAGCCAUCCCCAAAAUGUUCCCACAACAUUGGGAACAUGGAAAUGUCCAAAAUGUCUUGGUAUGAAGAAUUCCUUCCAUUGGAACUAAGAACCAAGCUCAGCCCCUGAAAACAACCCCACACCAUAAUCCCCCCUCCAUCAGACUAUACACUUGGCACAAUACAGUGAGAGAAGUACUGUUGUCCUGGCAACCACCAAACCCAGACUCGUCCAUCAGAUUGCCAGAUGGAGAAGAUUGAUUCAUCACUUCAGAGAACACGUCUCUGCUGCUCUAGGUGCUUUACAUCACUGCAUCCGACCCUUUGCAUUGCACUUGGUGAUGUAAGGCUUGGACGCAGCUAGUUGCCAUGGAAACCCAUUCUCUCGACACACUGUUCUUGAGUUGAUCUAAACGCCACAUGAAGUUUGGAGGUCUGCAGCGAUCAACCUCUGCUCACUAUGCACCUCUGCAUCCGCUGACCUCUGAUUUUAGGUGGUCUACCUCUUUGUAGCUGAGUUGCUGUCUUUCUCACUCACUUCCACUUUUUUAUAAAACCACUAACAGCUGACUGUGGAAUAUUUAGUAGCGAGGAUAUUUCACUGGUCUUGUUGCAAGGGUGGCAUCCUAUCACGGUACCACGGUGAAAUUCACCGAGCUCCUGAGAGCAACCCAUCCUCUCACUAAUGCUUGUAGAAGCAGUCUGCAUGCCUUGGUGCUUCACUGUACACGCCUGUGUCAUGGAAGUGAUGGAACGCCUGAAUUCAAUGAUUUGGAUGGGUGAGUGAACACUUUUGGCAACAUAGUCUAUUUUUGCUCUGGACCAAAGUGAAGCAAACAGUGAUGAAUCAGCACUAAAGCAGCUGCAGGGCUAAAGCUGAACAGCAGAUGUUUGCAGCUGUGGUGACAUUUCGACUUCAAACAUCGCAGGUUUCACUUGAAAUUUAUCUGACAUAUCGAGCCGUGGCUGCUGGUUCCUGAUCUGAUCUGAGCCUGCAGCACAGCGGAGCUCCUGAGACCAGUUUCAAGGGCUGAUUUUUCUGCUUUACACCAGUCGUGCCUUUUUCUCGUUGACAACAAGUCUGCAGAUGUGUUUGGCUGACUGGUGACUGCCAUCAGUUACAAUCAAUACUACAAAAGAUGUGUGUUGCUGUAUAUUUAUGUGUGUAUGUACAAUUAAAAAUGUAGUUGCGCUGGGAUGCACUGACGUAUCCACAGGAUAAUAACUCAGAAAGGUUCACUCUGCGGGGAGUGUGAUUGUGCUCAGUAAAUGUCAAAGUAAUCAAACUUGAGAAUUUAAAAGAAUACCCGCUGAUGCCACUAGAUAACAGUAAUAUUAAAAAUAAACAUCUAGAUCCAGACCCUUUCAAAUAUACCUUGUCUAAAAAACAGAAGGAAACAAGGAAGUGUUCGCUCUGUGGGUCUGUCGAAGAUUUAAACACACUGAUACGUGUCCACAUCAUGAAGGAUCGAGCAGGCAGGUGAGCAGUUAGACAGCAAAGAUAGAUGGCUGUCAAGAACUUCCGAACUUUCUCUCAUAUGAAACAAGGCCAGCGAUAAAAUGUGUCUGUGAAACCAUCUGAGGCCAGAAAAAAGCUGAGUUUUUCUUCAUAUUUUUCUGCCCAACAACAUAAAGAUGAAGAUCUCCAUCUACACUCGAACCACUCGAAGGUCAUGAAUUCAAGUGGCUGAGAUGAGUUACUUGCAUCAGGUGGCUUAAAUGUGGUGAGGACCCUUUGAAAGGAGCCAGUCGAGAUGGUUUGGGCACCUUUUGGCGGAUUUUGGGACACACCUAACUGGGAUGAGACCCUGGCCUAGACCUAGAACUUCUUGUAGAGAUUAUAUAGCUCAUCUGGUCUAAGAACGCCUGGUCUGGUUAGCCUGCUGCUACUUGGAUCGGUGGGAGAUAAUAAAUGGACGGAUGGAACAAGUAGAAUUACAGAUGUUUCCUCCUUACUUCCUCCCUUCCUAAAGGGAGCCUAAACCUGAACCUAAACCUCACGUUUAUGUGGAGAAGAAGCGACUGACCUGAUGUCCUGUUUCCUGAGAUGCGGUGUUAUCAGAAAACAUUGCACAGCUGUUUAAAUAGACAAAAACCAGAAACAUGGAAGCGACAGAUCCUGUGGACACGUAUCAAUACAGAUACCCAAGAAGAAGAGUUAGACCAUUACUAGAAGGUUACUUUAAUUUACUGAAGGGCUGGAGGGAACCCAGAGGGCUCACUAUAAGUUAUUAGAGCAGGACACGUAUCAGUGCAUCCCACUUUUGCUGUCUUUGGUAGUUUGAAAUGUGAAGUUACGACAUUUUAAUCCUGUUCUGUUACUUGAACCAUCCAAUACAGGUGAGUGACAAAUUCAAGGAAAAGUCAAGUGCUGAACCAAAAUCUCCCACCUGUGGUCAGCUGGGUUGAGAUCAUGUGACUGUGAAGGCCAGAGCUAGUGAUGAAUGUCAUCUUCAUCCAAACGCCCUGCCAGGCCCUAAAAAGCAGAGGGAAGUGUUUCUUCACAGGAUGAAGCAGAAGGAGGCAGCGAUCCUUCCCUCGCAGGUUUCCAUCACUGUACUGGUUUUUCUUUAAUUUGUCACUGUUCUGUAUUUUGCCAUCAGCCCAGAAACCUUACUGUGUUCACAUCACUUACCUGAGUUACACGAGGUUAGAUUUACAGAUUCUGAAAGACUUUUGGUUUGGUGUUAUCAGCUGAGAUCAUGUACCAAGUGAAAAACAGCCCUUCAGUGGAUUAACCUAGAAAUCCUGUUUUCCAUGUUUAGAACAUUAAACCUCAACGAAUGUUCGUUUAUUUUGCAAAGUGGUUUAUAAAAUUAUCACUGCGAUCUUACAGUGACUAGUUUACAGCCAGCUACGAUGACCUCGGCUGUUCUGUUGUUCCAUCACUUUGAUAUUUUCAGAACGAGGCCACGUCUUUGUGCGUCCUUUUGACACGUGUUCACAGAGUAAACCUGACACCAAUAAACCGGUCAAACAGCU